AAAUGUGGAAGUUUCUAACCUCUCCGACCGAAAGUCAAUAUUGGACUGUUGCUGUUGGUUUCUUUAAGAUUUUCUAGUUGAAUUUUAACAAUGGUAGCCAUAAGUUCCAACGAGAAUAACCCAGCGACUUUGAAAUUAAUCGUAGCUGCCAAGUAUUCAAAACAAGAAGUAGAAAUAGUCAAAGUAAACCUCAAUGACAAAAAUGUUGCACCGCCUAAGCAUUUACCAUACUUCGAGGUGGAUGAUGAAAUAAUUUUCACGUCAAAUGCGGGGUUGUUGUACCUUUUACCACCAGAACAGAAUGAAAGUAAAGUGUAUGAGUGGCUGGAAUGGGAAGCCGCAGUGUUUACCCCAGUGAUAGCAUUUCUGAUUGGAAACUCAUCAAAGAACAGUUCACAAAGAAGCAAAUUCGUAUCGUGCUUGAAAAAACUGAAUGUUGGCUUGGAAAACCAACAAUUCUUAACAGGGGAUUCGCUAACAGCUUGUGAUAUUAGUAUUUGGUCCGUACUUUUUCCUCUUGUUAAAGACGAUACUCUAUGUAAAGAGUACAUAGAUAAAUCAACGCAACUCUUCAAAUGGUUUGAAAAUUUAGAAAAACAUUCUGCUGUAGUGGAAGCUUUGAAGCUGUAUAAAGUUGCCGCAGGACAGAUCUCUUACCAAGUUCUCUUAGCUAGUUGCAAAUACUUAAAUGAAUUCGGUAUAGAAAAUGCCAAUGUUGGUUCGCCAGAUCAAGUUGCAGUGGAAGUCACAUUGGAAGAGAUUGAAGCUGCCAAAGAAUCAUGGAAUAGAGUAAUUACAAAUGAUAUCAAAAAGUUUGAUAAACCUGUAUUACCCAAACCAGACGAAAAAAACAUAUUGAUAACAUCUGCCUUACCUUACGUUAACAACGUACCUCAUUUAGGAAACAUUAUAGGCUGUGUACUGUCCGCGGACGUUUUCGCCAGGUAUUCAAGGCUUCUCAACCGCAAUGUAUUAUUUGUUUGUGGAACAGACGAAUAUGGAACAGCCACCGAAACAAAAGCUUUAGAAGAGGGUCUAUCUUGUAAACAGAUCUGCGAUAAAUACUUCAAAAUACACGAUGCUAUUUAUAAAUGGUUCAACAUCAGUUUCGAUCAUUUCGGAAGGACUUCCACUCCGCAACAAACCGAAAUUUCUCAAGAUAUAUUCUUGCAACUCAACGAUAAUGGAUUCAUAUUCAUCGAGUCUGUUGAGCAGUUACAUUGCGAAAAAUGCGAUAGAUUCCUCGCUGAUAGGUUCGUAGAAGGCGGAUGUCCUCAUGUUGGAUGCACCUACGAGAACGCUAGAGGUGACCAGUGCGACGGUUGUGGAAAAUUGGUGAAUGCGAUCGAAUUGAAAAAUGCGAGAUGUAAAAUUUGUGGGAAUACCCCGAAAAUAAAAUCUUCCUCUCAGUUCUUUAUGGAUUUGCCGAAGUUGGAACCUCUGUUAUUGCACUGGUUUAAACAGUCUUCACCUGGUUGGUCCGCUAAUGCUCAAACUAUCUGCAAAGCGUGGUUGAAAGAAGGUUUAAAACCGAGGUGUAUAACGAGAGAUUUGAAAUGGGGAGUUCCGGUACCCAUGGAAGGAUAUAGGAAUAAAGUGUUUUAUGUAUGGUUCGAUGCCCCUAUCGGAUACAUGUCCAUAACUAAAAACUACACCGAACAUUGGCAAAAAUGGUGGAAACCCGAAGCCAACACCGAUAUAACAUUGUACAACUUCAUGGCCAAAGAUAACGUCCCGUUCCAUUCAAUCAUGUUCCCAGCAACACUCUUAGGAUGUAACAGAGGUUAUGUAACAGUAAAACACAUAAUGGCCACCGAAUACCUAAAUUACGAAGAUGGAAAGUUCUCAAAAUCUAGAGGCGUCGGUGUCUUCGGUACAGAUGCUCAAAACACCAACAUACCCAGCGACGUUUGGAGGUUUUAUCUGUUGUAUGUCAGGCCUGAAUCUCAGGAUUCGAAUUUCAACUGGAGUGACUUGGCGACGAAAAACAACUCCGAAUUAUUGAAUAACCUGGGAAAUUUCAUCAAUAGAGCUUUGAUGUUCGUCAAGAACAGCUUCAAGAAAACCAUCCCGAAAAUUGUACUGAACGAAGAUGAUCUCACUCUUCUUGCGUUAUGUAACAGGGAAUUCAAAGCGUACAUUGCUGCUCUUGAAAAAGCGAAGUUGAAAGAUGGGAUACGACAUAUUUUAGGUAUCUCGAAACACGGAAACCAGUACAUGCAAUCAAAUCAACCUUGGGUACUACUGAAAGGAACUGAAGAGGAGAAAAUACGCGCUGGUACAGUAAUUGGCGUUUGUUCCAACAUCGUUUGUUUCCUUUCCAUCAUGCUCUCUCCAUAUUUACCAGAGACCAGUGAGAAAAUCAGAAAACAACUCAAUGUAGACGAGUUAAACCUUUUUGGCAGAACCGGUAUAGCCAAUUUCUUACCCGAAGGACAUGUGAUAGGUGAACCAUCGCCUUUAUUCACCAAAAUCGAGGAAAGUCAAAUCGAAGAACUGAAGAAAAGGUUUGGAGGCAAACAAGAAACACAAAACAACAAUACUAAAAACAUUAAAGAACUUGAUACUAACGAUAAAGCUCUGAUACAAAAAAUGGUCGAUGAACAAGCAGCAGCUGUGAGAAAAUUGAAAGAGGGAGGAGCGGAUAAGAGUGUUUGGCAACCGGAAGUGAAGAAACUGUUGGCUCUGAAGGAAAAACUCAAGGUCGCUACAACCAAUGAAGCUUCAAACGGUUUGAAAGAUGACCCCAAAGUAGCUUCAAACGGUCUGAAGGAAGAUCCUAAGGUCGUUGAAGAGGAAAUAGCGAAACAGGGUUUGGUGGUUAGGAAACUGAAGGAAGGGGGUGCAGAGAAAUCGGUUUGGCAGCCGGAAGUUGAGAAAUUGUUGGCAUUGAAGAACAAACUCGCUAGUAUUACUGGUGUUCCAGUUGUUCAACCCAAAGGAAAGAAGGGGAAAAAAUAAAUCGAUCUCUCUUUUUGGUUGUUGAUAUUUUGCAUUCUUAUUUAUUAUUUUAUUUAUGGAGGAAUUCCUUUUGGACACAUUCUGAUUUUAUAAAUUAAACUUAAUUUCGAA
Messenger RNA from Coccinella septempunctata (seven-spotted ladybird), 3072 nucleotides. It is a transcript of the gene MetRS, whose product is annotated as methionine--tRNA ligase, cytoplasmic. Lineage: Eukaryota; Metazoa; Arthropoda; Insecta; Coleoptera; Coccinellidae. Gene Ontology annotation, biological process: methionyl-tRNA aminoacylation. Gene Ontology annotation, cellular component: cytosol; aminoacyl-tRNA synthetase multienzyme complex. The record is from RefSeq and is a predicted model, not a curated record. The coding region runs from base 91 to 2961 and encodes 956 amino acids. The transcript has a single exon. Gene Ontology annotation, molecular function: ATP binding; methionine-tRNA ligase activity.